AUGUCAGAGCUCGUCAAGCCAAGCGUGGAAUACAAUAGAAGAGCGGCGAUUAUAGAAAGCCUUUGCGCCGGGAGAACGCCGGUCGGAAUUAUAAAAUUCUUUGUGUACCCGAGAUCGACGGUAUGCGAGGUUGCGAAGAGAUACGCAGCCUCAGAGGGGUUCGAGAAAGGUUCUCCUUCCCCGGCGAGAAAAGUUCAGGUUAGGGAAAAAUCAACAAGGACGCCAGAAAUCAUUCAAAGGGUCCAAGACAUGAUUCUGGAAGAUCCGAGGACUUCACUUCGAAAAUUGGCCUCCGCCUUGUGGGUGAGUGAAACGAUCGUCCGUCGAAUCGCUCAAGAGGAUCUUAGAUAUGCCUCCUACGUUCUCAAAGCCCGUCAGAUGUUCUCCGAGACCGCCAAGCUUAAAAGACUUGCCCGUUGUAAUUUGCUUCUAUGUUCAUUAAAACACGAAGCUGCUGGCCACAUUAGGUUUUUUUUUGAUGAGGAAAUUUUCACUGUGGAUGCCAAAGUGAACCAGAGGAACGACCGUUGGCUUGCCCACAAUCCUGAGGAUGUCCCUGUUGUGGGCAAAACCAAAUUUCCAGCCAGUGUUCACGUUUUGAGCGUCGUCUCAAGUGAGGGCGACGUCAUGCCGCCGCACUUCUUCCAAAAAGGCGAAACAGUCACAAAGGAGAUUUAUUUGGAGGUCCUGAGGACAGUAAUAAAGCCGUGGAUGGAGACUAUGGCUUCUGGAAGGCCGUAUUUAUUUCAACAAGAUGGCGCACCUGCUCACACGAGUCAUCUUGUUCAAAAUUGGCUCUCUGAUAAUGUCGACAUGUUUUGGUCGAAGGAUUUCUGUCCUCCUAACAGUCCCGACCUAAACCCACUGGACUACUACGUGUGGGGCGUAAUCGAGAGACACACUAAUAAGUGCAGGCACCUCAACGUCAACUCCCUGCGAGCUGCUAUCGAGGCAGAGUUCACGGCUAUGAAACGCGACCAAUUGAAGUCAGCGUGCUCGCGCUUUAGGGCAAGAAUCGAGCAGGUUAUAGAGGCGCAGGGUGGCUAUAUAGAAUAA
This is a messenger RNA of Habropoda laboriosa, 1056 nucleotides long. RefSeq lists its product as uncharacterized. The coding region runs from base 1 to 1056 and encodes 351 amino acids. The transcript has a single exon. Gene Ontology annotation, molecular function: nucleic acid binding. Lineage: Eukaryota; Metazoa; Arthropoda; Insecta; Hymenoptera; Apidae. The record is from RefSeq and is a predicted model, not a curated record.